Molecule: messenger RNA, 426 nt
Organism: Vairimorpha ceranae
Lineage: Eukaryota; Fungi; Microsporidia; Nosematidae
Exons: 1
Coding region: 1-426 (141 amino acids)
Source: RefSeq, a predicted model, not a curated record
AUGAAAUUGAUAAAUAAUAUGAAACUAUGUAUAUCUUUGCUUGUUUUAUUAUUUUUUGCUGUGAUAAAAUCAACAUUGAGUACACCAUCACAGUUCUUAAAGCCCGGUGUUGUAGCAAUUUUAUCUAAAAAAUGUAAGCACAGUAAAAAGCUUACAGAUUUUUUAGUAUCAAAUAAUGUUCCACAUACAGAAAUUUAUCUCGAAGAUGAUUCUGAAGCUUUAAAUUAUGUUAUGAAAGAAAAAAAUGGUAAGGUACCAUGGGUAUACGAAAAUGGGCAAUUUAUUGGAGAUGGAAAUGCAUUUAUAACACAAUAUAUAAAGUCAAAUAAUAAUGUUAAUAAACAAAUUGGAUUAUUAAGUCUUGACAGUAUCAAGCAAUGUACACUUUCUGAUAAUGGCGUAGAUCACUCUAUAAUUAACGAUUAA